Bipolaris sorokiniana ND90Pr is the source of this 418-nucleotide messenger RNA. RefSeq lists its product as uncharacterized. Lineage: Eukaryota; Fungi; Ascomycota; Dothideomycetes; Pleosporales; Pleosporaceae. Gene Ontology annotation, molecular function: catalytic activity. The record is from RefSeq and is a predicted model, not a curated record. The transcript has 2 exons. Bases 1 to 372 code for a protein of 123 amino acids. Gene Ontology annotation, biological process: nucleoside metabolic process.
AUGGCAUCUGGCAUCGUUGUUGCGACUUGUCCACAGGGAGGGACAGGUAAUGUCAACGCUGGCCGCUUAACUGGGCCUAUAUUUAAGACAUUUCCCAACAUUCGCAUGGCGGUGCUUGUGGGCAUUGGAGGCGGUAUCCCCCGCGAAGAGAUCCCCGACGAAGCUCUGGAUGAUAUUCACCUUGGAGACGUGGUCAUGGGAUGGCCUGGUGACGACGGACCCGCGUGUGUGUACCACGAAAGGGGUAGAGCCAAGGUUGAUGGGAGAUUUGACAUGGCGAGGACAAUGCGAAACCCAGAUUGGAGACUUACCCAGGCACUCAGUGUCCUUGCUAGCGAUCAUGAAAUAGGAAAGACUACUUUCGAGGUCUAACUUCGCAGGCUGCAGCGCACGAAGCGAGCGAAGAGAUUUGCCCAUC